Suncus etruscus (white-toothed pygmy shrew) is the source of this 2059-nucleotide messenger RNA. It is a transcript of the gene SLC22A4, whose product is annotated as solute carrier family 22 member 4. Bases 27 to 1688 code for a protein of 553 amino acids. Gene Ontology annotation, cellular component: membrane. Lineage: Eukaryota; Metazoa; Chordata; Mammalia; Eulipotyphla; Soricidae. The record is from RefSeq and is a predicted model, not a curated record. Gene Ontology annotation, molecular function: ATP binding; transmembrane transporter activity. Gene Ontology annotation, biological process: carnitine transport; transmembrane transport. The transcript has 10 exons.
CCGCCGGGGCCGCUGCGGGCGGCGGCAUGCGGGACUACGACGAGGCGACGGCGUUCCUGGGCCAGUGGGGGCGCUUCCAGCGCCUCGUCUUCUUCCUGCUGAGCGCCAGCAUCAUCCCCAACGGCUUCAACGGGAUGUCCGUGGUGUUCCUGGCGGGGACCCCCGAGCACCGCUGCCGGGUGCCGGCCGCCGCCAACCUGAGCGCCGCGUGGCGCAACCACAGCGCCCCGCUGCAGCUGCGGGACGGCCGCUGGGUGCCCCACGCCUGCCGCCGCUACCGGCUCGCGGCGCUCGCCAACUUCUCGGCGCUCGGGCUGGAGCCCGGCCGCGACGUGGCCCUGGAGCGGCUGCCGCUCGAGGGCUGCCUGGACGGCUGGGACUUCAGCCGCGACGUCUACCUCGACACCAUCGUCACCGAGUGGAAUCUCGUGUGUGAGGAGAACUGGAAGACGCCCCUGACCACCUCUCUGUUCUUCGUGGGCGUGCUCCUUGGCUCCUUCGUGUCUGGGCAGCUAUCAGACAGGUUUGGCAGGAAGAAUGUUCUCUUUGCAACCAUGGCUGUGCAGACUGGCUUCAGCUUCCUGCAGAUUUUCUCUGUCAACUGGGAGAUGUUCACAGUGCUGUUUGUCAUUGUUGGCAUGGGACAGAUCUCCAACUACGUGGUGGCCUUCAUCCUCGGAACAGAAAUUCUUGGCAAGUCAGUUCGUAUUAUAUUCUCCACGUUAGGAGUGUGCACAUUUUUUGCAGUUGGCUACAUGCUGCUGCCCCUGUUUGCUUACUUCAUCAGAGACUGGCGGAUGCUGCUGCUGGCGCUGACGGUGCCGGGGUUGCUGUGCGUCCCACUGUGGUGGUUUAUUCCUGAAUCUCCCCGGUGGCUGAUAUCCCAGAGACGAUUUACAGAGGCUGAAGUUAUCAUUAAAAAAGCUGCAAAAAUGAACAAACUAACUUAUCCAGAGGUGAUUUUCCAUCCCAAUGAGCUACAAGAACUAACACCACUGAAGCAGCAGAAAGUUUACAUUGCGGAGCUGUUCAGGAAUCGGAAUAUUGCCACAAUAACUGUAAUGUCAGUGCUACUGUGGAUGCUCACCUCUGUGGGUUAUUUUGCUCUGUCUCUUAAUUCUCCUAAUUUACAUGGAGAUCCCUAUCUGAACUGUUUCCUCUCGGGCUUGAUUGAAGUUCCAGCAUACUUUACAGCCUGGCUGUUACUGCGAACCCUGCCAAGGCGGUAUAUCAUAGCGGGAGUGCUAUUCUUGGGAGGCGGAGUGCUUCUGUUUCUUCAACUGGUGCCUGAAGGGUACAAGAACUUAUCCAUUGGUCUGGUGAUGUUAGGGAAAUUUGGAAUUACCUCCGCUUUCUCCAUGCUGUAUGUCUUCACUGCAGAGCUCUAUCCAACCCUGGUCAGGAACAUGGCAGUGGGGGUCACCUCCAUGGCCUCCAGAGUAGGCAGCAUCAUUGCCCCCUACUUUGUUUACCUUGGGGAUUACAACAGAAUCCUGCCCUACAUUCUCAUGGGUAGUCUGACUGUCCUGAUUGGAAUCAUCACUCUUUUUUUCCCUGAAAGUUAUGGAAUGGCUCUACCUGAGACCUUGGAACAGAUGCAGAAAGUGAAAGGGUUCAGAUCUGGGAAAAAGCCAAGGCAUUCAAUGAAGAAAGAGGAAAACUCCAAAGUUGUAAUAACUUCAUUCUAAUAAAAAAAAAAGUUCCUGUGCUGUGGACAGCUUCUAAUAAAAAAGUUUCUUCCCAUUUGGUGACCUGGGAGACAAAUGCAGGAGACUCUGAAGAAAUCCAAGUUCUUUCCAACAAUGGACACUAACAUGGACCUUGCUGUUGAGAAGUGUUGUCAUACAGCAAACUCUGGACAGCCCUUCCAGAUCACCUCCUGAUUUUUAAAAGCUAAAUGUUUGAGCGAGUUCUUAUUACUAAUUAAUAAUUGAUGAGAUGAGUUUGUAAGACCUCUUUUUGAAAAUGUAUGUUGGAUGGUAAAUUUAUAUCAAGGUUAACACUCAUUUCCAAUCAUGCAAAUGCUAUCCAAAUAAAAAAGAAUGUUAUUGUAUUAACA